Fundulus heteroclitus (mummichog) is the source of this 5052-nucleotide messenger RNA. It is a transcript of the gene asic2, whose product is annotated as acid-sensing (proton-gated) ion channel 2. The record is from RefSeq and is a predicted model, not a curated record. Gene Ontology annotation, molecular function: ligand-gated sodium channel activity. Bases 1522 to 3198 code for a protein of 558 amino acids. Gene Ontology annotation, biological process: sodium ion transmembrane transport. The transcript is spliced from 10 exons. Lineage: Eukaryota; Metazoa; Chordata; Actinopteri; Cyprinodontiformes; Fundulidae. Gene Ontology annotation, cellular component: membrane.
AAACAGAGGGGGGCGAAGGACUGCACAAGUUAGCGCGGAGAGAGACAGGCGCUCUCAUCAGUGACAGACUCACCGGCUGCGUGGACAGAGCAGUGGCGCAGGAAGAGGAGAAGAGGUGACACGGGGAGGAAGAGCCGCCUGUAAACUGGAGGAAACCACACGAGAGAGAGGGAGGCGGGAUAAACAGAGCGAUCACAGAGGAGAGAGAAGUCAUUCAGAGCAGGGAGAAGGAGAACGCUGGCACAAUCAGACAAGGACUAAGAGGGGAGGAAAGCGCACAGAGAAGCCUUUCCUAACGGAGAGAGAAGCCGGAGCGUGUGCACAAAGUGGAAAAGAAGAAGAAUAAAAGGAGGAGGAGAGUGAUCCUGACCAAGGGCUUGACUGAUAUAGCAGAAGAGGAGGAGGAGCGUGAGGGCAAGUUGAUAGAUUUGAUUUGGAGAGAGUAUUUUUAGAAAGGAGCAAGGACAUGACAGGAAUACUAAGAUGAGAGAUGCUCUCUGUAAGUCGCGGAGAAAAACUAGGGACGAAAAGAGAGGAGCAGGAGACGGAGCAAAGGCGGUGAGAGAUGCUGAGAUCAGAGUGUCACUGAGUGGAUUAGCCCAGCUCUGAUUUCCCGUAGAAAAGCUCUGUGCAUGUCCGUGAAUAUGCAUGAAUGCCGUGUUUUAAUCAUUAAAGCGUGCUGUGUGUUUCCAACUGCGACUGUGGGGCUGAGAAGCAGAUCCAAAACUACUUGGCAGAUCCCUGAAGAAUCUAAUAAGACCGCCCAAAGCUGAGCGCGAGAAGAGUCAGAGCAUCUAAAGUGAGAAUGCACAGUGGAACCGAAAACAAAUUAGCCCUGAAUACCUUUCAUGAAUUAAAGCUUGUACUGAUUGCAGGAAAAGACUGAUAAUGAUCUCUGGAUGUACACCUCUGUGAGCCCGAUGAGCUUUGAAGCACAAAGCUAGAACUCCAAAAAAGGGGCAGGCUGGAACAAGGGAAGCUCUGCUACAACAGACCACACCAACCCAUCCCUCAUCCCUGUCAUCUCAUUAUUUUAAUUAUCUUCCCUUCCUACAUUCGUUUCUCUCCUCACUGCUUAUCCUUCGGUAUUUUGCAUUCUGCUCCCUUCCCUUCCUGUCUCUUCCUCUUCCUCUUAUUUUUUUCCUUUGCUCUCUCUGUCUCAUCAUCUCUUGUUCACUGUCACACUAACUGCCAUGGAUGCUGGACGCGCUCAUGUAGAAGACACCUUGCUUAGAGCACAUUUGCCUCUCUGAUUUGUCUCUUCUUUCCCUGCUGAGUUGAAUGAUUGAAGCAAUUUUCCAACUGAAAGUAGAAAAGAGGACCAACAAGUAGCUGCUGCUGCUGCUGCUGCUGCUGCUGAGUGAUGAGGGGACAACUUUAAACCACAAGGCGUUAAUUGAAAGGGGCUUUUCGAUGUGCAUGCAGCAUCAUUGUGGCUGUGAGCGCGCGGAUAAAUAAGGGUCAUACGGCCAAAUUUGUAUCCAUGUGUGGAUUACAGUAGAGGAUUUCUCCUGGAGCUACAUGUUGGCCCCAGCCCCUGAGGCCUGGCUAGGAAAUGAAGCCUCUCCUGCGGUUGUAGGAGCGCUGUGGGCAGCAAUGGCCCUGCAAGGGCACUGUCUCCGGAGGGGAUCCCCAGCCAUGAUCAGAAAGCCUCGCAGGCGACGUCACAUGAAACCAACUUUGGCUCAGGUCACAUCCACUCUGUUAUCAAGGACACGUCUGCAUGGCCUGCGGCAUGUUUGUGUCCCCGGUGGCUCCGUUGGCCGUCGGGCCUUCUGGCUGCUGGCCCUGUGCACCUCCCUCGGGUUGCUGUUAUCCUGGUCCUCCAACCGCCUGCUUCACUGGCUCUCCUUUCCCACGUACACACGGGUCCACACUGAAUGGGCCAAAGAACUCGCCUUCCCCGCUGUUACCAUCUGCAACAAUAACCCAAUUCGCCUGAACAAACUUACAAAGAGCGACCUGUACUUCGCUGGCCACUGGCUUGGCUUGCUGCUUGCUAACCGGACAGUGAGACCUAUGGUUCUGGACUUGAUGCAGGAGGACCGUUUGCCCUGGUUCAGAAAACUCUCAGACUUCAGGCUCUUUCUGCCGCCCAGAAACUUUGAGGGAACCAACCUGGAGUUUAUGGACAGACUGAGCCACCAGCUGGAUGAAAUGCUUCUGUCCUGCAAAUACAGAGGCGAGCCCUGUGGAGCUCACAACUUCUCUUCAGUGUUCACCAGGUAUGGGAAGUGCUACAUGUUCAACGCGGCAGAGGAGGGGAAGACUCUGCGCACCACCAUGAAAGGGGGGACGGGAAACGGCCUGGAGAUCAUGCUGGACAUCCAGCAGGAUGAGUACCUGCCGGUCUGGGGGGACACAGAGGACACAGCGUUUGAGGCAGGCGUGCGUGUGCAAAUCCACAGCCAGGCGGAGCCUCCAUUUGUCCAUGAACUUGGCUUUGGCGUGGCCCCUGGCUUCCAGACCUUUGUGGCCACUCAGGAGCAAAGACUGACCUACCUGCCUCCCCCAUGGGGAGAGUGUGAGUCCAAGGCUCUGGAGUCGGGCUUCUUUCAGGUCUACAGUGUAACGGCCUGCAGGAUUGACUGCGAAACGCGCUACAUUGUGGAGAACUGCAACUGCAGGAUGGUGCACAUGCCUGGUGACGCCUCCUACUGUACCCCUGAACAGUACAAGGACUGUGCUGAGCCUGCCUUGGCGAAACUGUCAGCUGUGGAGAGCAGCAGCUGCAUGUGCAGGACGCCGUGCAACAUGACGCGCUACAACAAAGAGCUAUCCAUGGUCAAAAUCCCCAGCAAGACGUCAGCACGCUACCUCCAGAAGAAGUUCAACAAGUCAGAGAAGUAUAUCUCAGACAACAUCUUGGUGUUGGAUGUGUUCUUUGAAGCUUUGAAUUACGAGACCAUCGAGCAGAAAAAAGCCUAUGAGGUGGCAGGCUUGUUGGGUGACAUUGGAGGACAGAUGGGGUUGUUCAUCGGAGCCAGCAUCCUCACCAUCUUGGAGCUUUUUGACUAUGCUUAUGAGGUGGUGAAAGACAGAUUACGGGACUUACUGAGCAGAGAGGAUGAAGAUGAGAGUCAUGCUGAGGAAGUGAGCUCCUGUGACCCGGUGGCAAACCACUCAGAAUCCAUCAGCCACACGGUGACGGUCCCCCUCCAGACGACACUGGGCACCCUGGAGGAAAUUGCCUGCUGAAGCCCCCCCUCCCUCCCCCUCCGAGCCACAGGAGCGAAGUGAACUCUGCCUCCACCGGGUUUUGCUACAGAUCCCUAUUGUAGCAUCUUGCAAAAACCUUAAAUGCGGGGCAGGGAGGAGGCGCGGACUGGAGCAGGAGUUGGUCUAAGGACAGUGCUGUGCUCUGUCACAGCCUUCUGUCGGAGGCACUAAUGGGGAUUAAGGAGCUGUCAGCUGGAUUUCUCCGCCUUUUCUGUUGCCCUGGACUGUUGGUGAGGGAUGCGGGGGGGCCCUCUGCUGUGCCAGCCCUUCCCGCCGGUUUCCACACAUAUGCACAAAGAAUAACAGAGACGGAUAUCAGAGUGGGCCACCUCCCCGUUAAGGGGUCUAAUUCUUCUGCAGUAUAUCUAUGUUAAAACAAACAAAAGCAACGUUGCUCACUGCCAAAAUAGCUGUUAAAAACUGUUCUCCAAACUGCAUGUGUUGAUCUAUCUUGCUCUCUUUGCCGAUAACAUUCGCUGGACUCGCAGCAUUACUGUACAUGUGCGCCAUUGUGUCUUUCCAUCUGCAGGAAAGGCUUGUUCAAAGGGCCCAGGUGAAGUAUCAACCUCUGAAUGUACAGAUGGAACAGCUGGUUGUCAAAGUCACAUAUCACAAGCAACCGAUCCGUUAUUAUUUAAAUUUCAUGAGUUUAUACCGCAAGUUAUAGAAAAUCAUUUUUUUUCCCAAACAGAAAACGGAUAUUGCUGUUUUUCUGCCCAUACUGUGUUUUUUUUUCCACCUGCUAUUUUCAGGUUAAUUGGUAAAAUAGCUGACAUGUUUGCUGUGGGACUCCUGUGGUAGUGAGGUUUUGUUUACACACCUCAUUGAAGGCAUGUCAGUCCUUAACUGUAAAUCACCGACUCCUGGCUGCCCCUUGUUGGAGCACUCAGCUAAUUGACACCGACUCUAAAUUAUUAGCUUGCCAAACAAGGAGUUAUGUACACAACAAGGGGUUAUUUGGGCAUUAUUUCAUUAACAAGUUUCAGGGUGAUGUUUAAGGUGGCUGGCAUAAUUUUAUCAAAUGUUCUUUUAUUUGUAUCCUCAACCACAAAAAAAAAAAAAAAAGUCACAAGCUUUCCGAUUUUAAUUGGCAUAAAUCUGCAACAGAAAUGCCAUAAGGAGGCUGGAGGAAUUAAUCAAUUGAGUUUGCUGUGUAAGCUGUAAAUAAUAGUUUUUAUUUUUUGUCCGAAUGAAACGGGUACCCAGCAAACACACCGGGCAGAGAUCAAAAAGAGCUUCGGUGAAACAUCGGAUUUUUGACGGUUCUCCUAAAUCCGCAGGUCUCGGUAUAUUCUGUACCAAUCAGUGGCAUUUUGGAUUAGCUGAAUGUGUAACAACGGUGGCAACACUGUGGUGUGAGGAUCCAGACAUCCUCCCCGGGACAAAUUUCACUGGAUUCUUCAGACAGAUAAAUGGCUCGACACCAAAAGCUUCUUUGAGACUGUUUAGAAGAUUUAGUGUAUCUGAAUUUUCUAUUUCCAGUCCAUGAUCAUCCUAGCAUGGUCUCCAUCAUCAACAUAAUGUGUAUCGCAGGUAGGAAUGAAUUCAAGUGCUUUGUGAGACGGUCUGAAUUAUGAUUUCCCAUCUGUGUGGCGUAGCCUGCUGUCUCUGUGUACUCUCUCAUGUCGUGGCUUCUGACGAACACGGUCCUCCAGCGGCCUAAGGAGACGGGAGACUGAUGCUUCUAGCGGUGGCAACAACACUGGCUGUUUCCUCUCACUUCUUUGGCUUCAGUUGCUACUGCAGGACGGCAUUUUCUCAUUGUGUGAUGCAGCAUACAGUGUGUGUUUUUAGUGUGAAAUGAUUAAAUGAAAAAAAGAUGUUUUACAGUCA